Molecule: messenger RNA, 3181 nt
Organism: Musa acuminata AAA Group (dessert banana)
Lineage: Eukaryota; Viridiplantae; Streptophyta; Magnoliopsida; Zingiberales; Musaceae
Exons: 3
Coding region: 76-1029 (317 amino acids)
Molecular function (GO): protein binding
Source: RefSeq, a predicted model, not a curated record
GGUACGACUUGAUUUCCUCUGCACUCUCUCGUUUACCCUUCCGAUUCCCAACGAGCGGUGCGGCUCCCGGGUCCCAUGGCUGAACCCGCCCUGCAGCAAGCGCCGGCCAACGACGGCCCCGCUGCCCCCGCCGUGGAAGCUACCCUCCCCGGCCCGGGUUCCAAGCGGCAGCGCCGGCCCAGCGUCCGCCUCGGCGACAUCGGUGAACAGCCGGCGGCCAUUCCGCACGAACCAUUCGUCCGCCGGAGCAAGCACUGGAAGCACUCCGCCGCUGCUGGGAGAGAUCAUCCCCGCCACCCUCAUGUCUCCAAGGCACGUCCCGUCAUCACUCCCGUCCCCGACGGCUCCAGGGAGUCUCCGGGCUUUUACCAGGCACCGCCGUCUUCCGCCGCGAUCAACGGGGUGCUCCUCCCCGUCGACGAGAACCUCGAGCCUCUUUCCGUCGGGGUAAGGCGGUACCGCGACGCGAAGGCCCGGAGGAGCGGCGCCGGCGGGGCCGCGGGCAGGCGGGCGAGGUCAAGCUGGACCUCCUCCAAGGUCGAUGAGGGAAUCGACGCCACCGCUGCCGACUUGAAAUCGAGCGGCGGGGAGGACGCCGGAGAGGGAGGUUGCAGGGAGUUUGAUGAUCUCCGGGCGGAGGAUUCCGAGAGUCCAUCCGAUAGAAGAGAGGCGGCGGCGGCAUUUAGGGUUAGGGUUCCGGAGACCGAGGAUAUGGGACAUGAUGGAGACGCCCCGGAAGGAGAUGCGCCAUCAGAGAACGACGGUGGGGAUUGGAACGAUCAGAAUGGACGGUGUGGAUUGCUCGAGGAUGGAGGAGUUCGAACGUGGCUGAGCCGGCUGGGUUUGGAUCGCUACGCUCCAUUGUUUGAGAUCCAUGAAGUGGACGAUGAGGUGCUUCCUUUGCUCACGAUGGAAGAUUUGAAGGACAUGGGGAUCAACGCCAUUGGGUCGAGGAGGAAGAUGUACUGUGCCAUUCAAAAGCUCAAGAAGGGAUUGCAGCAAGAGUCCUUGCAUGAAGAGUGUGGUUAACUACAAACAAAGUUGUGGCUUUUUGCUGGGAAGGAUGGAAUUACUUGCCUGAAAUGGUCUGAGCAUAAAAUAUUAUGAAUGGCAACUGAACGCAAUACUAGGAAAUUUUCAAUUUUGGUUGAUCGGUGCCUGGUUGGAUCUCUGUGACACCUUGACAUUUCAAUUUUAGUCUAUGUGGUUGGAAUGUAUUGCUCAAAUGGCUCCAUCACAACAUGGUUGGCGAGGAACUGGCUUUGGGCAUUGGUGCGUGGGUAUGGGAUGUUGUGGCAUAGUUGGCACGAAACAGAGGAUGAACAAUGUAUACUGUGGCGAGCUUCCAGUAAGAUGUGAAAAUUGAAUUGGAUGGUCCAUGCUUAUGGGAUCCCUAAUGUAAUCUGGGAACUACUACUGCUUAUUGAAACACAAGAUGGGACCCAAAUUUUAAAUAGGCCCGUAUUGUUACACGCAUUUGUUAUUGAUUUGCUCUGGAAUCUGAAAUUUAUGGCAUAGAUUUUCAUCUGGAAUACGUAAUUCUUUGAUGUCAUUUUCUUUUAAUGAGAACUCUAUUGUUUCUUCCGAAAAUACACGAGACUUCUACUGUCAUCAGCUAUGGUAUCACAAAUGCUCAGUUGUCUACCGAUGUGCUGUUUCUGAAUCUUUUUUGAUAUAUUGAUUUCAGAUAAGAAUGGAUUAGUAAAGAAAACUGAUCUUCCAGCUUUUUGUUAAACUGAAAUUAUGUAAAGAUCAUGUGUGUAUAUUGAUGGAAAUGCUUACGGUUGCUGGUUGUCUUCAUGAACUAUGCUAUUGUUGGAUCCCCUUUUAUGGGCAGCAAAAAAUCUUGAAGUCAAUUUUGUACCAUUAUUAUACUUCUCUUUGCAAUUUUUAUGAAGAGAAUAAUUGAUUCUUGUUUCGCUGAGACAUAUCUGGUGCUACAUUUGUAGCAUAAUUAUACUUCUUUUUUCCUAUUUUCUAUUUGCAUUUUCCUCAACCAUAUUUUUCUUUAAUAACAUUGCUCUGUGCUACAUACAUUUGUAGCAUAACAUUAUACAUUUGUAGCAUAAUUAUACUGAUCUUCCAGCUUUUUGUUAAACUGAAAUUAUGUAAAGAUCAUGUGUGUAUAUUAAUGGAAAUGCUUACGGUUGCUGGUUGUCUUCAUGAACUAUGCUAUUGUUGGAUCCCCUUUUAUGGGCAGCAAAAAAUCUUGAAGUCAAUUUUGUACCAUUAUUAUACUUCUCUUUGCAAUUUUUAUGAAGAGACCAAUUGAUUCUUGUUUAGCUGAGACAUAUCUGCUGCUACAUUUGUAGCAUAAUUAUACUUCUUUUUUCCUAUUUUCUAUUUGCAUUUUCCUCAACCAUAUUUUUCUUUAAUAGCAUUGCUCUGUGCUACCGAAGUGGUUCUCUUUAUCUGUCCAUUCUUUCUGUGUCUACAGGUUACUGAUCAACCUUAUGUUUGUGAUACUUGCUUUUGUGCUUGUUUCAGCUCUCAGUCCACAAGUUUCACACUUUAUAUUCCUGGCACCAGCAAUGGCUGUCUCUCAUUCCGACUAUUUGUUAUGCAUUGCGUUCUUCCAUAUCAGAGUGCAGCAAAAAGGAGUUUAAAUGAAGAAAGUAAAGUUCAAGUCAGUGGAAAGAAUUGAUGCGACACUGCUGAUGAAGAAAUAUUGCAGCAGGAACUGGAAUUUGUCAGAUAGCAGCAAUUCAGCAAAGGAGAAAGAAAAGGAAUUAAUUAUACUUCUUGAUGUCAUCUGUCUUUGGCUGUUCCUGAAUGGAUUAGAAUGAGAAAGAAUAGAAGUCGAUGCACUAGGAUUGCUCCUCUGCGACCUGGAAGAUCAGACCUCGAGUCAAUGGGAUGAGGUUCAUCGGCGUGGAGGUUCGUGCACUUGGCCAUCCUUUUUUGGUUCGUGCACUUGGCCAUCCUUUUUUCCUCUCCUGUAGUGCAAUGUCAUGAGAUGGUUGAUGCUCGGUGUGUCAGGGAGUAUCAUCGGAGCUACGUCGCCGGAGAACCAUAUGUUAUCUCUAACAUACUCCAAUGUCCACAAGGGAAGCAUCACUUGAUCUCUGCAUGUGAUCUCCACCUGGUUCAAGUUUUAGCAUCAAUGUUUGAUAUGUGUGUCCAAUUGAAGAGAGCUACAGAAUCUGUUUGCAACUCUAUGAAUAGAGCAUCAAUAGCAUGA